UUGAUGUAGGAGCAUAACGCACCGAGCCCAGCGAGAGGAAAGCGAAGGUGGCAGCAGCAGCAAUGAGUAAUACAAGUCAGGUACCGAUUUUGCUACUCACUUUCGGCUCCUGAUUGUCACCGGCUUCAAGUGUUGGAGUUAAGCAUUUCAGCAAAUCUAUCCCCCAAUUUAGCUUCCAUUGGAUAUCAACAUCGAAUCCAGGCCUCCUUAGAUCAACAUGUCAGCAACACAACCUAUUCAUUCAGGUUUCGAAGCUUCUGCUGUCAUGUGAUGUGAACGAGGCAACUAGGAAUGUCAGGUGUUACAAAUGGGGGCGGCAUGGCUCGAUCGGGAACAAGGCCCUUCCACAAAGGGAAGAAGCAAACAGAACAAAGCUCAGACUCUCUAUGCAUAGUCACUGCAACACAUCCAACCGAUCCAGACCUUCCAGCCUCUCCAAACUCCUCAGCACGCAACCUUUACGCUGUCCAAUUCCUCCAUACGGUUAUCGCCGGUAUGGCUGAGCAGGCGCAUAUCGUUGCUAGGAUCGCGGCGCUUGACCAAGGAAGUUUCAAGGAUGUAACCAAGCAAGCGUUCCAGCUUAUUGCUAGCUGUUACGAAAAGGAUGAGUUUGUCGAAUGCAUCGAAGGCGCACAACACAUCCUGGAUACCUACCCCCUCAACACUCAAAUGCGACUGAAGGUCUACAUCUAUAUGGCGAUGUCAACCAAAGAGCCAGCAAGGCGCGGACGACUUCGCGAUCUGGCCGAGAUUGCUUAUGCAGCUAUCAUUACAGAUUUACCUGCUGGAAAGUCCCCCGGCAACAAUUUGAUCAAUGCCCGCAAAGAGCUAGACGCACUUACAGCCGGCCUCCUCAGAGACGAGUCGUCCAGCGGCAAGCCCGAUGAUACUGCAACCUCGGACUUGAUCAUCUUCGAAGAUCUUCCUCCCCGCGGAACAGAGGCAGAGACUUCGGGCACGAAAGGCGGCCAAAUCUUCAUCACCCCCGGUGUUCUCCCUCACCGUAGCAUCGGAGCUAUGCAUGGAAUUCUGGACAAGUAUGAACCUCGACAAGAAAAACCCCAAGAGAAGAAGGGCUUGUUCUCGGCCAUGAGAAACCCGAUGGCAAGGAAGAAAACCGCGAGCGCUCGAUUCGUUGAGCCAGACCCCGACGAGAACGACCAAGAGUCUCCAAGACCCCGUGUUCGUUUCAAUGCCUCCGACGCGCUACCGGGCACGCAGCUCCAGCCGCCCAACCAGCCCCCGCCUAGCAUUCGGCCACCACCUACGACCCAGGGCAGGUUCGACUCGCUCCUUGGAAAGGCUGGAUUUGCAAGAGGCACAGUCUCCUCCAAGCUCAAGGCAGCUGAGAGCCUCGAAGUUAGCAAGAGGUCUGCGAGAUCCCUGUCCAGAAUGACAGGCGCGAACCAGUCGACUGUCAGCCUUGCAGCCUCCACUUCCGCGAGAGGUAACGCUACCAAACCAUCUGGUCAAAUGGCUACCAGUAGGUCCCACCCAGCCCUCCCCACUGGGGAUGGCUCGCUUGCAAGAAGACCCUCUCACAAGCACAACGAAUCAUCCGGCACAAUUGGACGUGGUCAUGCGAGACAUAACUCGGAAAUUUCCAAGGGCUCUAGUAAUGACCACAAGCAAGACUCUUCUGGCGUAAACACUGGAACUAUCCGCCGCAAGUACGUAGCCGACUUGACCAUGGAAGCAUGUCUGAGUGUACGAUGAAGCUGACUAUGUGCCCAGUGCCAGCAUGAGAAGGAAGCAGGAGAAGCAGGACGAGGAGAAAUCAAAGACACUCAGAUUCAGAUAAAUGCCGACUGUAACAU
Messenger RNA from Aureobasidium pullulans EXF-150, 1817 nucleotides. RefSeq lists its product as uncharacterized. The record is from RefSeq and is a predicted model, not a curated record. The transcript has 3 exons. Bases 292 to 1716 code for a protein of 474 amino acids. Lineage: Eukaryota; Fungi; Ascomycota; Dothideomycetes; Dothideales; Saccotheciaceae.